AUGGCAGCAACAACAACAUCAUCAUCUUCUGCCUCGGAAACGACGAAACCAAAUUCAUAUUUCCCCCUGGCUGGCGCCAGCCACGACGGAUGGACUCGUGAGGGCAGGGCAACAGCCACAUGCUUCUGCGGAGCGGUCCAGCUCAGCUUUCCCACCAAAGCCCCUGGCCUAGUCGACACAUUCAUCUGCCACUGCGCGGACUGCCGCAAAAUCACCGCGUCAAUGUUCGCCUCUAACUUUGUAAUCGAUGACAAGUACCUGACGCACGAGCGCGGCCACGACAAUCUCACAUCAUAUAGCCAGUCCAAGACCAUUGCCACGGGCAACACCAUGACGAAUUAUUUCUGCUCGACGUGCGGCUCGCUCAUGUACCGGGUCGGGACCGGGUUCCCAGGAAUGAGCAUCCUGCGCAUUGGGACUGUGGAUGAUUUCGCUUUGCAUGAGCGCGAGCUGAAGCCGCGGAUUGAGCAGUUUGUCAAGGAUCGCGUGUGCUGGCUGUGGGAUGCUGAGGGGGUCGAGAGGGUCGAGGGGUAUGCGUAUGCGUGA
Aspergillus calidoustus is the source of this 546-nucleotide messenger RNA. NCBI's taxonomy places the organism in Eukaryota, Fungi, Ascomycota, Eurotiomycetes, Eurotiales, Aspergillaceae. The record is from the annotation of a GenBank genome assembly.